Molecule: messenger RNA, 1334 nt
Organism: Tigriopus californicus
Lineage: Eukaryota; Metazoa; Arthropoda; Copepoda; Harpacticoida; Harpacticidae
Exons: 5
Coding region: 397-1296 (299 amino acids)
Source: RefSeq, a predicted model, not a curated record
AACUCACUCCUUCCUUGAACACAUUCACAAGGCCCUUUGGACCAAAGAGUACUCUGCACUCGUACAGUACUUGCAUUAUUAGGCCUUGAAUCAGAGUUGCAGUUGUCAGAGUGAUGAUGAUGAUGAUGCUUGUCCAUGGCUGAGAAGUGAGAGUUGGGAAUACAAAUACAAACAAUACACUUCGGAAUUCUGACGUAGGGCUAUCAGUUCAAUUCAGUUGAUUAACAUAUAUUGUGAUCAUCAUUUUCCCGAACUAUAAGCAACGCCAAACUUGUUCAGAGUUGUCCGAGUCCUUGGAUUGAAGGGUCCACUGAAUCCGAUUUUCCUCCAUACACACUUGCAAAAAUCAGGUCCAACACUCUGUGGUUCAGCCCGAAAAGAUCUCCAUUGCUCAAGAUGGUUUAUGAUCACUGCAUCAAGGGUGACAAAACGCCUCAUCAUCCCGAAAAAAGGCAGUAUAUCGAGUAUCAAAUGGGGAACUUGCCGCUCAUCUUGAGUGUUCCUCAUGGAGGCAUGAUGCCUCAUCCUGACAUUCCGGAUCGAACGUCCAAUAAUCUAAUGGCCGAGCACCCGACGCCAAAUGCACACAAGAAUGUCAAAGUGGUCAAUCUGGCCGACCUUUUCACAAUCGAGAUGGCCAUCAUCAUUGCCGAUACGAUUGAAGAGAUCGUUGGGAAACGACCUCAUCUCAUCAUUUGUCAUCUCAGAAGAACUAAAAUUGACAUCAACCGUGAUAUUGUGGCAGCUACCCACAAUAACCCGUUGGCCAAGGCUUAUUAUCACGACUAUCAUUCAGCCAUCCGGAGAGCCAAGGCCGUCAUUGGACAUCGUGGGCUUCUAUUUGAUAUCCAUGGACAAGCCCACAUGCAGAAUAGCACAGAGAUUGGCUACCUUGUUUCCAAAGCCGCUUUGAACGAUCAAAACUACGACGCGUUCGAUACAAGUAUUCGGGCCUUGGCCAAACAUUCCGGACUCACGGCCCAAGAGCUUGUUGUGGGUCAUGAAAGUUUUGGUGCAUUUCUGGAAGCUGAGGGAUAUCGAUGCGUUCCCUCUCCACGACAACCUUCCCCGGGGAUGGAAAAAUACUUCCGGGGAGGUUAUAUCACUCGGCAACAUGGAUCAAUGUCAGAGGGUCACGUGGACGCGAUCCAACUGGAAAUUCCCAAGGAGCUUCGUCAAGAUGGCGGUCCUGUGGUGUUGGCUAAAUUUGCAAAAUCUUUGGGUUGUGCCAUUGUCAAAUUUUUCCAAAGACAUUAUGAGAGACCAGAGGACGGUCAUUUAUCAAGUAGUGUUUGAUAAGAGAGCAUUAAGAUACAUCUAUUGUUAUUCAUUCA